Messenger RNA from Paramuricea clavata, 1169 nucleotides. The record is from the annotation of a GenBank genome assembly. NCBI's taxonomy places the organism in Eukaryota, Metazoa, Cnidaria, Anthozoa, Malacalcyonacea, Plexauridae.
AUGAAUAAACAACAUGUCACUCUGUUGGUGUUCCUGGACCUCAGCGCUGCAUUUGAUACGGUGGACCAUGACAUAUUGUUGCGGCGUCUUAAAUAUAAGUUUGGGAUUUGUAAUAAUGCGCUUGCUUGGUUUCGAUCAUAUUUAGUGAACAGAUCCCAUCGUGUAGUUAUAGAAAACGUAAUGUCAGACAGUUUUGAUAUGAAGUAUGGUGUGGCUCAAAGGUAUUGUUUAGGCCCGUUGUUGUUUAUCCUGUACACAAGCAAACUGUUCGAUGUCAUCCACCAUCAUUUGCUCACCGUGCAUUGCUUUGCUGACGAUACGGAGUUAUAUCUCGCAUUUAACCCAAGUAGCGAUAAUGCUCAGGAUGCUGCCAUCUUAGCUAUGGAGAAUUGCCUACGAGACAUCCGGAAUUGGAUGAUUACUGAUAGGUUGAUGAUAAAUGAUGAAAAAACGGAAUUUAUGUUAAUUGGAACAAAAGCUCAGCUCGCUAAAGUCAAGAACAUUACUCUAACUAUUGGUGAAUCUGUGAUUUCACCAUCUGAAGAACAUAUCAGGAACUUGGGCGCUUGGUUUGACAGUACCUUCAACUUGAUUCACCAUAUCAAUAAGACCUGUAAAAGUGCUUUUUAUGAUCUGCAUAAUAUAAGAAGAAUUCGCAAGUAUUUAAGCAGAGAAUCAACAGAGAAACUUUUUCAUGCUUUCGUUACCAGUCACCUAGACUAUUGCAAUGGACUGUUAUAUGGACUUCCCAACAAUGCUAUAGCCAAACUACAACGUGUUCAGAAUGCUGCCGCAAGGAUUCUCUACCGUGCACCACGGUUUAGCCAUAUUACUCCGCUGUUGUAUAAGUUACACUGGUUGAAAGUCAAAUGUCGAAUUGAAUAUAAGAUAAUUACACUUACGUUUAAGGCAAUUCAUGGAACUGCCCCUAAUUAUAUAACCGAACUUAUAACUUUUAAAACAAACUCUUCUUAUAGCUUAAGAUCAAAUAACAAACUUCUUUUAUGUCCGUCAAUUUUAAGACAUUGUCUACUCUUGGUGACAGAGCCUUUAUGGCUGGUGCACCAAAACUAUGGAAUGUAUUGCCAUUGAAUCUUAGGAGUAUCUCUGAUUUUAAUAUUUUUAAGCAUGAUCUUAAGACAUAUCUUUUUAAAGAGGCUUUUUAUUAG